This is a messenger RNA of Trichobilharzia regenti, 1896 nucleotides long. The record is from the annotation of a GenBank genome assembly. NCBI's taxonomy places the organism in Eukaryota, Metazoa, Platyhelminthes, Trematoda, Strigeidida, Schistosomatidae.
CACCGAUCAAUGCAAUUAUGAAGCAGAACAGGGUAAUACAGCUCCGCUAGUGGGAGCUAGUCCAUUACCAUUUGAUUCUCGUGGUAUGUAUCCACAUCUCUCCCCACACCAGCGUCUCAUCUUGGCAAAAUGUUUACUGGAAUCUCAUGCAUUCGCUAAACAAUUCAAUUCACAUGACGAACAGAGAAAUAUUCUAUUUCAGGCUGGAUUUAAGGUUAAGGCUAAACCAAAUUUGUUAAAGCAAGAAACACAUAGCCUACUUUGUACUCUGCGUAUUCUAUUUCGUUUGGCUGAAGAACCGAGUAAUAUUCAAGAAGAGGCUGAUGAAUUGCUGGAUCAGGUCAUAUUGGAGGCUUUUCACUACUAUCAUGGUUUAAUUAUUGAUGGACAUCGGCAUGCAUGGGAUCCCUGUUUAGUGUUAAUUAUUACUCAACUAAAUAAACUGUCACCUUCAUCCAGAUUUCAUAAGCAUGCGGCAUGCUUAUAUCCUGGUCUGUGUGAUUUAGUUGCAAUGGCUGGUGGAAUAUCACCUCAAGUUGCUGCUUUAAUGCGUAUAUUCCUACUCCGUUGUGGAACAUUCUUCAUGCCUUUGGGUGGAGGCAUAAAAACGACUGAAAGUUCUUCAUAGUACACAAUACUACUUAAUAUGUUAUGUAUACAGUUGUUGAUUACAUUCCAUACUUAAUAAUGGAUUGAUUAGUACUCUUCUGUACUAUUCGUAGUAUAUCUGUCUGUUUUACUGGAACUUGUGAAAGUGUGCAUUAAUUUUAUUUUCUCCGAUAUCAUUGAAACACAAGUAUCUUUAUGUGAUGUUGUAACUCCUGUGCCUUUUUCAAAUAUUACAGCUAUGAUAAGGUUGAUAUGUCUGGUGGAUUUUCUAUAGGAUAUAUAUAUAUAUAUAUAUAUAUAUAUAUAUAUAUAUAUAUGCCUAAGGUGGUUAUAUUAUUCGUAAACAGUCAAAUUAUUAUUUUUUCUUGUUCAUACCUGACUCAAAUAUCUUGAUGUAUGACUUACUCGAAGUUCUUUCGCUUGGUUAUCUUAAAAUACAUAUCAAUUCUUGUUUUUAGCUCCUCAUUCUAGUGUAUUGAAGGAGGAAAAUAAAAGUAUGUUAUAAAUAGGCUUUGAAGCCAUUUUGUUUUCUGUCCUUCUGUUCUUUUAUAAUGUGAUCACUUUCUUCUUUGAAUGGCUGUGCGAUUCUUUUAUUCAAUCAAAAUUCUCCUUCCCCCCCUUCCCAUGUUUUUAUCUCUUUCUGCUUCGGUAUAUAUUCAUUCACGGUAUUCAUGUAUUUUAUGAAGCGAAAUGUUUUCCUCAAUACAUUCCCCCAAAAUGUGAACAACAACUAACUAUCCUCUGUCACUACAAUCCUGUAUUUCUUCAUAGAGAUGUAUUGUAUUAUCUUGUCACAUUUUAUUGCGAACAGAGAAUAUGGAAUAUUUUACUUUUGUGCACACACACACAUUGGGGCACACGGGGCGAUCUCGGAUGAAAGCCACAAUCGAUGAUGAUGAUGAUGAUCACCAUCAAUUUAUUCUCCUCUAAUCCUGUGAGAUGGUACUUUUAAACAGUUAAAUGUCACUGCCUUUCUUUUUUUUUCAUUGUUGUUGUCUCUUAUCUCAUGACACUAAUUGAUUAUGUACUGUUUCUCUACUCUUCUUCUUUGCCUUCUUUUUUUGUCUUUCCUCGUUGUAUUUUUAAAAUAAAUGAAAUCUUUAAAUCUAUUCACUAGUUGUGUACUUUUACUACAGAGUUGAUUGUUAAAGAGAUGGAGUAGUUGAAAAAAGAUUCAAGGUCUUAUUCUGAAGAAGUUUUAAGGCAUAAUUGGUAUCACUUUUAUGCGUCUUUAUAUAUGAUAGACCUGUCCACUGGAAGCUCCCAUAUAUAUAUAUAUAUAUAUAU